CCGCCCCACCAUCCGAUACCGGCCAAUCAGCAGCACCGCAACUCCGUAACGUCAUUGCCGGGAGUCUGCAACUUUCUGAAUCGCGUGCUUUCGAGGUACCCAACAACACAUUACGAUACCCCGGACGCGACGAGAAGAUGUCAGAUAUCCAGCAAUAUCUGCUCGACUUCGACAGAAACAAGAAAGAGGCGACGACCACUGCUCAACGGAGCGCGACGCGACUGAAGAAUGGCGAGUUGAAGCUUAUAAGCCUGGUCACUGACCUUGGAGAGUUUUUAAAUAGUGAGGAUGGGGCCACACGAUCAAAGACAAUGUCGUAUCUCGCAGAGGUACUGGCAUCGGUUCCGCAGAAGGUCCUCUCCCUUCAACAGCGAAACCUACUCUGCGAUUUUAUCCUUUCCCGAACCGAAGACAACGAAGGCCUUGGAUCAUGUGCAAAGGCACUAUCGGCCCUGGAGGAGCUAGGGAAGUGGGACGACCAGCGGGUAGUCGACAUCAUUGAUGCCCUCCUGAACAAUACACAUCCGUUGCGCCAAUACAAGCAGCAGAGCGAACGCUACCCAGUAUUGCGCUUGAUCGAUACACUUAUGGCAAAAUAUCGCGAAGUCCUACGAGCCCACCACGAUGCGACGCCGGACUUUUUGGGACGCUUUAUAGCAUAUUUUGACGGAGAGAAAGACCCUCGGAACCUCAUGGUCGUGUUUUCGAUACUGAGGGUGCCAAUGACCGAGUGGAAUAUUGGCGGAGAUGCUCAGGACCUAUUCGACGCAGUCUUUAAUUACUUCCCGAUUACCUUCAGACCGCCUCCCGACGACCCAUACGGUAUCACCGCGCAAGAUCUCAAGGAUCGCUUACGAGAUUGCAUUUCGUCUACAGCCGACUUUGCGCCAUACGCGUUCCCUGCGCUCCUAGAUAAGCUCGAUUCCACGUCCAUGAACACCAAGCGUGAUGUUCUGUCGACCAUUACUGCCUCAGUGACCGAGUACGGGCCGCGGACAGUAUCGUUAUACGCAGUUACACUGUGGGAUGCGCUGAAGUUCGAAGUCUUAAAUGUACAAGAAGAGGAUCUAGCGAAAGAAGCACUUGCAGGUCUAGCUGCGAUUGCAAGGACACUUUCACUCGGUACUCCAGGAUCACUCAACGCAUAUCUCAAACCAAUCAUCAAGGAGUGCAACGAGCACCUAGAAGAUGCACCCACGAAACAAUCGCAGGCUUCCGCAAGGUUUCUUCAGAGCAUUGCCAACGUUUCCCCAGAAGUUACUAGAAUUCUACUAGCCGGAGUACUCCCGAAUCUCUUCUUACUUUUCCAGACAGCCGACACUAUGGCAAAGCGCCGAGGAUUACUAGAAGUUCUUGUUCAACUCGUGAAGGCCAACAUCGACGUGUAUGGGGACUGGAAGAAGAUGGGUCCUGGCGGAGCAGAAGUUGGCAACAACGCGCUCGUUCAGUUCCGAGACCAAGCCCUGGAAGUAAUGCUGAAUGGUCUGGAGACAGCCCCCGUCAAGGAGGUGUCUUUCCGACUCGUCUGUCUUGAUGGGCUCAUCCAGCUAUCGAAAGCGCGAGGAUUGUUAAGCGAUGAAGACAUCGGUCGCGUCAUCCAGCUUUUGCAUUCCAUCGUCAUCCACGAAGAGUCGUACGGCAAGGAUGAGAUAAAAGAAGCAGCUAUCAAUGGCAUCGUCGAGAUUGCUCACCAGAAGCCACAGGUUGUCGUCGAGAGAGCAUUCCCGGCUUUCCUUGCGCAGCUUCCAGAUACGGAUGCAAAUGGAUCAAACAAUUACUCGACCGUGCUCGAAGCUUUUGCCAAGCUAGCAGGUGAAGAGCAAGUUUUCGACACAGUUGUACUGCGACUGAAGAAUAAAUUCAGCGCAGCAGUCCAACAAGGCGCUUCUUCUACAUACAUCGUCGCACUCCUCUCUGCGAUGUUGUAUGCACUUAAAAAGGGUGAGAACAAGUUGUCGCAGGGUUCAGACAGUUCAACCUACUACAGGGACAUCGCACUACCACUUCUCCAGCGCGCAUCAACUUCUGACGAAUCACACCCGGUAGCCUUCGAUGAUGAGACAACACUGGAUCUUGUCGGUCGUAUUUGCAACUUGAUCAUCAGGUACUUGCCUAUACAUCAGCAGAACACUGUUGCUACUGAGCUGUACACCCUAUUCCGGGAAAAGCCACAAACUGAGCUCCCGCCUUUCAACCUCAAUGCUGGUACCGAAGCGAAUAAGACCAUGAUCGUCUCUACUCACCUCCUCGCCUCCCUUCGCAAGGAUGCAAUCUUGCCAUGCGAACUACAACUACUAGUCUCUUCUCUUGCAAACUACGUCCAGCAACCUUCCCUAUCUCUACCUAUCCGAUCAGCCUCCCUUCGUCAAAUGUCGCUGGUCAUCAACAAGUACUACACUUCUGCAGCACUCAAGACAAGUAUGGACCCCCUUGUCGCCGAGCUCGAUCUCUUUAGCCCAGAGAAGCUUGAUCCACCACGGAUACGCAUCAUCUUCGCUUGUCUUAAAGGCAUAGUACUACGGAGCAGCCCUGCGCUGAACACGUUAUACCCAACGCUCUUGUCACUACUAUCACAUCCGAAGUAUGGGAUUACAGUUGCUCAAGGUUUCACAACUCUUCUGCAGCCCGACGACCUUCUCACCAAGGAGAACCACUGCCAAAUCCUUGGCCUGCACAAACACAAAAGCUUUGCUUUACUGGUGCCAAGUAUCACGAAAGCGUUCCGAGAAUCAGAUCCGCAGACCAAACCCAAUUACCUCAUCGCACUUAGUGGUGCGCUAAGAUGGAUGCCUUUUGACAUAGUAGUCGAAGAAGUUGGGCAACUCGUUACCCUCCUUCUACAAUCGCUUGAUCUCAAGGGCGCUGACAGUGUUAAAGAAGCCGCGAUUGGCACGCUUACCUCUACACUUGUUGAGAAGCCUGAAGUUCUCGAGGAACAUGCCGGUGCGCUGAUCUCUCGACUUCUUGCUAAUGCUACUAUCAGCAAGGAGAACAAGGCUACACCACCACCGCCAGCAGUCAGGGUGGCGGCGUUGAAGUGUUUGCAUCUGGUAGCAGAGAAGUUCAAGGAGGAGAGGAUACUAGGAUAUAGGAGGGAGGUUGUGAGGAGACUUAUUGCUGCGUUAGAUGAUGGGAAGAGAGAGGUCAGGAGUGCAGCGGUAAAGUGUCGGGCGAAGUGGUUACUAGCUGACGAACCCGAUGAUGAAUAGACGGUAGACACAGCAGGAGACGUAUAGACUAUGAGCGUUGCUCUGAACAACUCGACUUUUGAGACGCCUAUGACUUGCUACAAACGUG
Molecule: messenger RNA, 3297 nt
Organism: Alternaria alternata
Lineage: Eukaryota; Fungi; Ascomycota; Dothideomycetes; Pleosporales; Pleosporaceae
Product: ARM repeat-containing protein
Exons: 4
Coding region: 138-3209 (1023 amino acids)
Biological process (GO): iron-sulfur cluster assembly
Cellular component (GO): cytosolic [4Fe-4S] assembly targeting complex
Source: RefSeq, a predicted model, not a curated record